This is a messenger RNA of Carassius carassius (crucian carp), 5148 nucleotides long. RefSeq names its product EBF transcription factor 3a (gene ebf3a). The record is from RefSeq and is a predicted model, not a curated record. Gene Ontology annotation, biological process: regulation of transcription by RNA polymerase II. NCBI's taxonomy places the organism in Eukaryota, Metazoa, Chordata, Actinopteri, Cypriniformes, Cyprinidae. Gene Ontology annotation, molecular function: DNA-binding transcription factor activity, RNA polymerase II-specific; RNA polymerase II cis-regulatory region sequence-specific DNA binding. The coding region runs from base 556 to 2418 and encodes 620 amino acids. The transcript has 17 exons.
GCAAAGACGCGCUAAAGGCCCCUCAUCAUCCUCUCCCGUGUCCGGGAACACCUCCACGGUGAUCAUUUACGCGUUUAUUUGUCUUUUGGAGCCAGAAGUGCUGGAUUCAGCAGUGUCCCGAAGCCUUUUUUGAUGCUGUUGUUUUAGGAUGCCACCAAGCUAAGAGCAUCAUCACCACCACCUCCAUCAUCAUCAUCAUCAACAACAAUAACAACAGAAAGCUGCAAGAAAUGUUUAACUGAAUUAAAACGAGUCUAAUAUCCCUGCUAUUUGCGCGACUUGUUUCGCUUCUUCCACGGGAGGAUCUCCAUCUAUCCAAACAAGCUGCUUGGAGAGGCUUGAGAAUCUUUACUCACUGAAUCGUUCAUGUGGUGCCAACACAGGACGGACUGAAGAAGGAGUCGGGACAGCUUUUUCUUUUCUUCUUCUCUUUUCGACAAAUCCCAAACAAACUCUGACGGCUAUCCGAAGGGGCUCUUGGAGAGACGACGCGCCCUCGCUCACACUCUCAUUUCAACUCUUUGGCUGGAAGUGUGUUGCACGCGAACUGUUUUAAUGUUUGGGAUUCAGGAAAAUAUACCAAGAGGGGGGACCACUAUGAAAGAGGAACCGCUGGGCAGUGGCAUGAAUUCGGUCCGAUCGUGGAUGCACACGGCUGGGGUGGUGGAUGCGAACACGGCCGCCCAGAGUGGAGUUGGUCUGGCACGGGCGCACUAUGAGAAACAACCGCCAUCCAACCUCAGAAAAUCCAAUUUUUUCCACUUCGUGCUGGCGCUUUAUGACAGACAGGGACAGCCAGUGGAGAUCGAAAGGACAGCUUUUGUGGACUUUGUGGAAAAGGAGAAAGAACCUAACAGUGAAAAAACUAACAAUGGGAUACAUUACAAACUACAACUAUUGUACAGCAACGGCGUCAGAACAGAACAGGAUCUUUAUGUUCGGUUAAUCGAUUCCAUGACAAAACAGGCUAUUAUUUAUGAAGGGCAAGAUAAAAACCCAGAAAUGUGCCGAGUUCUUCUCACACACGAAAUUAUGUGCAGUCGGUGUUGUGACAAAAAAAGCUGCGGAAACAGGAACGAAACGCCCUCAGACCCUGUGAUCAUCGACAGAUUCUUUUUGAAAUUCUUCCUCAAGUGUAAUCAGAACUGCCUGAAGAAUGCAGGAAACCCACGGGACAUGCGCAGAUUCCAGGUCGUUGUAUCGACAACAGUUAAUGUGGAUGGUCAUGUGUUGGCCGUGUCGGACAACAUGUUCGUCCACAACAACUCAAAACACGGCAGAAGAGCCCGCCGCCUUGACCCCUCAGAAGGUACGGCCACUCCUUAUCUGGACAAUGCAGCUACCCCGUGCAUAAAGGCCAUUAGCCCCAGUGAAGGAUGGACCACUGGAGGAGCCACGGUCAUUAUCAUUGGUGAUAACUUCUUUGAUGGACUACAGGUCGUGUUUGGCACCAUGCUAGUAUGGAGUGAGCUCAUUACGCCCCAUGCCAUCCGAGUGCAGACCCCUCCAAGACACAUCCCGGGCGUUGUAGAGGUCACCUUGUCCUACAAGUCCAAGCAGUUCUGCAAAGGUGCACCGGGACGAUUUGUGUAUACAGCUUUGAACGAACCAACUAUUGACUACGGCUUCCAGAGACUGCAGAAGGUCAUUCCCAGACAUCCAGGUGAUCCGGAGAGGUUGCCCAAGGAGGUGUUGCUAAAGAGAGCCGCUGACCUUGUGGAAGCGCUGUACGGGAUGCCACACAACAACCAGGAGAUCAUCCUGAAGAGGGCCGCAGAUAUUGCAGAGGCUCUGUACAGUGUCCCACGUAACCACAACCAGAUCCCAUCCCUUGCCAACACAGCCUCCCAUGGUGGAAUGAUGGGAGUCAACUCUUUCGGCGGUCAGCUCGCUGUCAAUGUCUCAGAAACCUCACAAGGUCAGGACAGGGAAAAAUCACACUGGAAUACAUGCUGGGACGCUGAAUAUCCUCCUUACAUACAUGGAGUUGGCUACAGUCGCAACACGAGCAGUGUGUCACCUCGCGGUUACGUGCCCAGCAGCACCCCUCAGCAGUCCAACUACAACACCGUCAGCAACAGCAUGAACGGUUAUGGCAAUGCAGGAAUGCCCAACCUGGGUGUGCCCAGCUCACCGGGCUUCUUGAACGGCUCCUCGGCAAACUCUCCCUACGGCAGUAAGUAUCAAGUAGUUCCGUCGAGCCCUACCAUGGCAGCCUCUUCGGUCAGCCUCUCUUCAAACUGUAGCAGUACACACGGCAUUUUCUCAUUCUCACCUGCCAAUGUCAUCUCUGCAGUGAAACAAAAAAGCGCCUUUGCUCCAGUUGUCAGGCCCCAAGCAUCUCCACCUCCUUCUUGCACCAGUGCAAAUGGCAAUGGACUUCAAGCUAUGUCCGGACUGGUGGUCCCACCCAUGUAAAUUGCACUCCCUUCCCUUGUAAAGCAGCCGUCUCCGUACUGGGACGAAGCAUAGUAUGUUAUGCGGAGGAUCCUCCUCGAAGUCGUCAUUUAUCAUGAAGUUAAUCAGCAGCUAAUUCUGUUAUUCAGAGGAAAAAGACACUUUGUUUCAAAGAGUUUAUUCGAAAUUGACAUGCAAGCGACUUCACAGUUUAUUGACUGAAUCUCUUAUCAUAUUUUCACGAUCUCGAAGGGGAAAAAAGAACAAAACGUACCUAUUUUGUAUAAACAUUUCUGGUUUAAUCUUGGCUAUGUCUAGUUCUUGCAAUGUGUGGGAAGAAACAUUGUGGAUAUGCCAUUUGAUGAAAACACUGAUAAAAAAAAAUCUGUAAGAAUGUCUCUUUCACCGAUGUGCUGCCGCUGCACAUCUUCAUAAUGUGAAUUCAUUUUCCUUUUUUAUUAUUAUUUUUUGUUUCUCAUUUUGCUUUUUUUAUUUUGAUUGUGGUAAUAAAAAGGGGGCCAAUAUAUACAGAGCCAAUAAACUGGAAAUAAUAUAAGAUAUAUGAUUUAUAAAUCAUAAAAGAAAGGCAAGGAAGAAGAAACGGUGGGAGCAACCGGGAAUGGUGAUCUUAUCGUUCAGUUCGUUCAGCGGAAAUGAACUUUGUAACUUAUUGUAGGUAGAAGUUGUAACUUUGGUAUUGCAAAAAUACUUCUCUUGCCUUCAACAAGCACACUAACAGAGAUGAAGCGCUACUGUCUGUUGGUAAAAAAAAUAAAAAAAAAAUAAAAAAAACAAAAAGAGGAAAAUAUUUCCACUGCUAAAGCUUCCUGUAAAGCGAGUGUGAUCUGCAAUGUUUUUCAACUUUUUGCUAGCACUGUAUACUAUUGCAUUCUUAGGCUACUGUGAAGUCUGUUUCUUGUACCAGAAAGUUGUCCUUAUACCUCUAGCUCCUUACUCCCUAAUGUGUUUUGUAUGUGGUUAUACAAUUGUAGACUUUUGUGAUUUUGCCAAAGUUGUAGCUAAAUAUUUAUACACUUGUCUUGAAUUUUCCAGAAUCACUUAAAUAUUUAGUAAAGAGUUUUAUUCCUACAGUUAGGAGUAAAAUUAUCUUAUACAUUGCAACACUUUCACACAAACACUUGCGGUCACUAAGGGAUUUUUUUUGUAACAUAUCGAUUAUAAAUAUUGUAUUUAUCUUUGAAAUUUUGUAUAUUGCUUUCCAUCAUUUUCUUUGAUCGAACUUGUAUUGUUUUUCAUUGUUGAAAUUACGAUGAAGGUUUAGCCAAGAAUCAUCACCUACAUUCAAUGUUUUCUACCGAUAUAUUGUAUCGUCCGUGCAUUUCAUAUGUAACUCAGACUUUUUUUUAUGCCAACAGACCUUCCGUCCAUUUUCAUUUGUUUGUUUGUUUAUUUGUUAAUUAGAGGAGCAGUCAAAUCCAUUGUUUAUUUUUAUAUUAAUUUUUAAGUUAUCAAAAAAGUUCUUUUUUGAAAGAAAACUGUUUGUUGUAUAGUCAAAUAAAUUGUUUGUGUCACCUGGCUGUAAUAAUAUUAGUAGAUAAAGUGCAUGUCAAGCCGCCCCAGGGGGAAAAAUCCAAUUGUGGUUGUAAAUUUUGUUUUUGUAGAAUGUAAAAAGUCAUUUUUACCUGCCACCAUGACUUUGCCACAUAACUGAACCAUGUUUACAGGGAUCAAGAGAGAAAAAAAAAAGGACAGAAAAAAUAUCUGCUUUGGAAAUAUACAUCAGUUACUAAUGUUUAUUAAAAUAUGUCAGAAAAAAGCUCUGUCAAAGGCUUUCCAGUGAAUCUUCUGAGAGAAACCUUUCUGCUGUUUUAAUGACAAACGUACACCACAGUGAAUCUCAUUAUUCCAUUCAGAUCAAUGGUGUAAAAAGCACAAACAUUUUUUACUAAAAUAAAAAAAAUAAUUAUUGUGACCCUCAUCUUUUUGGACUAUUUUGUCUUUUUUAACAUUAAUUUUUCCCUAUUCCCUCAAGUAAAACAGCAUUCAAAGGGAAUGAAAACAAAAGAAAAUUACGUUUUGUAUCAUAUAUGGACAACAAAGAUGAAGAUGUUCUAUAUUGUAAAUGUCAUUUUGUAAGUAACUCAUGACACCGUAGCAUAACUGAAUCAUAUCACCUUACACUUUUCUCUCUCAAUGAUAUUGAUUUUCCAAGUCGUGCCAAAAUCCGCUAAUGAGACAAUGAUUUUUUUUUUUUUUUGGUUUCCUAUCCUUUUCCUAUCUGAGGCUUUCAUUUUGACCUCUUUUUCUUUGCACUUCGGGCUUUGUAAAUGUUGUAAUGUUCAGCAGUGUGCUUCUCUUUCUGUUUCAAUCCAAAAGCGGAUGUUUCCUCUUGGCAAUCGGCACACAAGUUUCCUUUAGCUGCAGGAAGCAAAGGCAGCUGUAGAAGCAAAGAAAUGAUGAAUGUACAAUGUAUUUGCUUUGUGAUGGCUCGACAAAGCUUGGCCAAGUGGAGGAGCCGGUGAGGUCAACCUGAAAGUAAGAAAAACUCAAGGUCACGUGAAGUGCAUUUGUGGAUUUCAUCAUUUCUGCAAUCUGGUUUUGUCUUUUAGUCUAAUUAAGUACCCAUACUUGGAAGAUUUCAAGAAACACGAGCUCUGUAAGAACAAAUGCCAUUUUUCUCUGGCUCAUGUAUGGUUUUAUUUGAGUUGAUUUAUGGCCAUAUUUCUACAUUUUAUUGUACAAAGUUGUUCAUUUUACAUAAUAUUUAAUUAAAGUAUUUCUUGUCUGUGA